Iphiclides podalirius (scarce swallowtail) is the source of this 432-nucleotide messenger RNA. The record is from the annotation of a GenBank genome assembly. NCBI's taxonomy places the organism in Eukaryota, Metazoa, Arthropoda, Insecta, Lepidoptera, Papilionidae.
AUGCUAGCUACUUACUAUGAUCUGUCUCUGAAUGGAUUCAAGGCCCCCGCGAAGGGUGCACGGGGAGAGGCGGCGGCAGGCGCCGGUUACGUCACCGCGCUCUCCGGGGCGCCUCGAAUAUUUGACGGCGCCCCUCAAAAAUUAAGCGGUGCGGCUCAAGAAGCGGGCGGCGCGGCUCAAAAAUCGGCCGGCGCGGCUCAAAAAGCGGGCGGCACGGCUCAAAAAUCGGGCGGCGCGGCUCGAAAAUUGACCGGCGCAGCUCAUAAAAUCGGCCGGCGCGGCUUAAAGAUUAAGCGGUGCGUCUCAAAAAUCGGGCGGCGCGGCUCAAGAAGCGGGCGGCGCGGCUCAAAAAUCGGCCGGCGCGGCUCAAAAAUCGGGUGGCGCGGCUCAAAAAUUGGGCGGCGCGGCUCGAAAAUUGACCGGCGCAGCUCA